AUGGCAAUGAGGAGGGCGAAGGAGGUCUUUGGGGCACGAGCCCUGAGACACGCGGUGGUCCCCUUCACCCACAAGGAGGACUCGGGGGGCGAGUCCUUGGGUGGGUCCAUAGCCCAUGUGGACAACCUCAGCCUGCGGGGCCUGGUCCAGGGGUGCGGGGGCCGGUACUGUGGCUUCAACAACCGGGCCACCGGGGAGGAGCAGAGGGCGCAGCUGGCAGAGCUGAUGGCUGUGGUCGAGAGCCUGGAGUGGGAGCCCCAGGGUGGCGCCUUCUACAGCCGCAGCCUCUUCUCCCUGCCCUGGGGCUCCGCGAGGGCGGAGGAAGGGGAACAGGAGCUGAUUGUCUGGGACAGUCCUCCAGGAGCGUCAUCCCAGCAUCCGACCCAAGACGUGGCAGCAGGUCCGCCGGGGGAGGGCCAGCUCCCGAGGAGGCUGAGGCUCCUGCUGGUGGGGAAAAGCGGAAGCGGGAAGAGCGCCACUGGAAACAGCAUCCUGGGCUGGAACGCGUUCGAGUCCAGGCUCAGCGCCAGGCCCGUGACCAUGACCAUCCAGCAGGGCAUCCGAGACUGGAACGGGAUGGAGCUGGAGGUGACCGACACCCCUGAUAUUCUGUCCCCUCGGGCUCCAGGGGAGGGGACAGCUCCGGACCCCUGGGCAGCCAUCGCAUGCUGCGCCCCAGGGCUACACGCGGUGCUGCUGGUGACGCAGCUGGGCCGCUUCACGGAGGAGGACCUGGUGGUGGUCCAGCGCCUCCAGGAGGUCUUCGGGCAGGGCGUCCUGGCCCGCACCAUCCUCGUGUUCACCCGGAAAGAGGAACUGGACGGCAUCUCCCUGGACGAGUAUCUGCGCAACAUGGACAACCCGAAGCUCGCUUGGCUGGACACGGUCUGCGCGAGGCGGCAUUGCGGCUUCAGCAACAGGGCGGUGGGCGCGGGGCAGGAGGCCCCGCUGGAGCAGCUCAUGGACUUCAUCAAAAUGAUCCUGUGGGAACACGAAUACCGUCCUUAGAUCAACAGAGCUUACCCCGGGCCGCCCGCCGCCAAAGGACCUGAGCGCAGCAGGCCGGGGAGGGCGAGGCGUCCAGGGCGAGGCUCCCAGGAAGCGCCAUUGCGGAGUCCUGGUCUCAGAGCCCGUGCCCAAUCAGGGCACCUGAGAAAACCCACAGACAUCUCCCGAAAGGACACCGCCUGAGUGCCUGCCGGACUCCAGCGGGGACAGCUGUGUCCUGGGGGCCUCCCCAGGCCUGGGUCCGCCUUCCAGCCUGUCCCUUCCCUCUGCAUCCCAUGGCUCACGCCAAUGUCCAGGGCGGUGUCUGCUGAGUCAGAGGGUGUGGGUCCCACGGUCGCGGCUCCCAUCCGGGUCCCUCAUCGGGCUUUCCCGGCCGGGGGCGCCCUGCGGACCCCUGCAGCCCGCCGGCCCACACGGACCUCACGUCGCGUUGGCAGCGCAUUUGUUGAAGUCUUGUACCCGAGAGAACCAGAGCCUCCUGAGCACAGGGCCUCCUCACUCUCCGUGUGACCCCACUGCGUCCUGGUCACGGGAGUCACUCCUGAACAGUGACAGCCAGUCAGUGCGGGACAUUGACCAGGGGACUCUCAGCGCUUGGGCUACGUCCUCCCGCACACAGGGGCAGCGCAGUGGUGAGGUGGGUCAGGACAGGGGCGUGGCCCUGCAGCAGGUGGGGAGGGACAGCCGCUGGCUGGGCAGGAGGAAGGGGACAGAGAGGGAGGGGCCCAGGAGUGGCCCUUUCCUCUGCCCCGAAGGUGGCCAUCAGGCCCCAGCAAAUGAGCCUCGUGGGGGCCGCCUGGUGGGAAUGAUGAGCCACGUGGGGUCUACGAGGAGCCGGGCCUGGUCAGGACAGCGGCCUGGGACCUGCUAUAGGACAUGGAGGCCCCGGAGGUGCUUGGGGGGCUUGGGCAGAGGAGCUGCCUCCCCUGAAGGGGACUGGGUCAGGGGUGCAACGAUGAGGGCCCCUCUCAUUUCCUCUGCCGCCUCAUGUUAGAAAUCAGAGGGGGCUCUCCCCCUGCCCAGCCUCACCACAGCCAUUCCCUUCUCGCC
Pteronotus mesoamericanus is the source of this 2058-nucleotide messenger RNA. RefSeq names its product GTPase IMAP family member 6-like. Gene Ontology annotation, cellular component: endoplasmic reticulum. The record is from RefSeq and is a predicted model, not a curated record. Gene Ontology annotation, molecular function: GTP binding. The coding region runs from base 1 to 1008 and encodes 335 amino acids. Lineage: Eukaryota; Metazoa; Chordata; Mammalia; Chiroptera; Mormoopidae. The transcript is spliced from 3 exons.